Molecule: messenger RNA, 1704 nt
Organism: Hipposideros armiger (great roundleaf bat)
Lineage: Eukaryota; Metazoa; Chordata; Mammalia; Chiroptera; Hipposideridae
Gene: STK32A
Product: serine/threonine kinase 32A
Exons: 12
Coding region: 417-1523 (368 amino acids)
Biological process (GO): protein phosphorylation; regulation of signal transduction; G protein-coupled receptor signaling pathway
Molecular function (GO): G protein-coupled receptor binding; G protein-coupled receptor kinase activity; ATP binding
Source: RefSeq, a predicted model, not a curated record
UCACUUCAGGGGAACUGGGCCUCGGUCCGGGAAGUUGGGGCGCGCUCUGCGCCCCGGCGGCUCCCGACAGUAGCAGCGCGCUGUGGGAUCUCCGCCACCAGCUCCGAGCCACGCCCGCAGCGCUGUCCUCCCGCCUAGCGCUUCCCCAGGCGACAAAACGACCCAAGGCUUCUGAGGAGGGCGCGGACGCCAGCGAGCUGCUCCCCACGCUCCACCCCAGCCCGGGAGCCUCCCCUCCAGCAGGAGCUGCGAGCUCAGGCGGCGCUUGGAUCCCUUGGCAGCUGCAGGUGCCCGCCCGCCCAGCCCAGUCCGGCGCUUGCUGCCGCUCCUGCGCCCGGGCAGCUUCCAGACCUCUUUUGCGUGAAGAUGAAUAGUUCUGCCGGGAUUAUGUAACUGGAGGGUCCAGAUCCCAGCAGAUGACCAUGGGAGCCAACACUUCAAGCAAACCCCCAGCGUUGGAUGAAAAUGAAGACGUCAACUUUGACCACUUCGAAAUUUUGCGAGCCAUUGGGAAAGGCAGUUUUGGGAAGGUCUGCAUCGUGCAGAAGAAUGAUACCAAGAAGAUGUACGCCAUGAAAUACAUGAACAAACAGAAGUGCGUGGAGCGCAAUGAAGUGAGAAACGUCUUCAAGGAACUCCAGAUCAUGCAGGGCCUGGAGCACCCUUUCCUGGUUAACCUGUGGUACUCAUUCCAAGAUGAGGAAGACAUGUUCAUGGUGGUGGACCUCCUGCUGGGCGGGGACCUGCGUUAUCACCUGCAACAAAACGUCCGCUUCCAGGAAGACACUGUGAAGCUCUUCAUCUGUGAGCUGGCCAUGGCCCUGGACUACCUGCAGAGCCAGCGCAUCAUUCACAGGGAUAUGAAGCCUGACAACAUUUUGCUUGAUGAACAUGGACAUGUGCACAUCACAGAUUUCAACAUCGCCGCGAUGCUGCCCAGGGAGACGAGCAUCACCACCGUGGCUGGCACCAAGCCUUACAUGGCACCUGAGAUGUUCAACUCCAGAAGAGAAGCGGGCUACUCCUUUGCCGUUGACUGGUGGUCCCUGGGAGUCACAGCAUAUGAGCUGCUGAGAGGCCGGAGACCAUAUCAUAUUCGCGCCAGUACUUCCAGCAAGGAAAUUGUUCACAUGUUUGAGACGGCUAUAGUGACUUAUCCUUCUGCCUGGUCACAGGAAAUGGUGUCACUUAUUAAAAAGCUUCUGGAACCUAAUCCUGACCAACGGUUUUCUCACUUGUCUGACGUUCAGAACUUCCCAUCUAUGAAUGAUAUGAACUGGGAUGCGGUUUUGCAGAAGAGGCUCAUGCCAGGUUUUAUUCCUAAUAAAGGUCGGCUGAAUUGCGACCCCACCUUUGAACUCGAGGAAAUGAUUUUGGAGUCCAAACCUCUUCACAAAAAAAAGAAGCGUCUGGCAAAGAAAGAGAAGGAGAUGAGGAAAUGUGAUUCCUCUCAGACAUGCCUUCUUCAAGAGCACCUUGAAUCUGUCCAAAAGGAGUUCAUAAUUUUCAACAGAGAAAAGUAAGUAGCUCCUGGAAGAACAGCAGCCCAGCAAAUGAUGUAGUGUCUCAGCCAGACUUUUCUUGCAAAGCCUUAAUAACAUUUUUUUAAAAACAUUUUUAUUCUAAUUACAGGAAUGAUGCAUAUUCAUAGUAGAACAUUUGGAAAGUUCAGAAACCUUUUUUGCUUGUAAGAAAUUUCAAAAA